AUGGGAGUUGUGUGGUUUGUUUUUCAGCUACUUAUAGUGGCUAUAUUGACUUUGUACGUUUGGAAUAAGUAUGCCAACUUCAAGAAACAGCAUGUCCUGGUUUCGGUAUCGACGUUUAUUGGAUGGUACUUGUCUUUUAUUAUUAUCUUGAUGCUUCCCCUUGAUGUUUCAAUUGUAAGUUUUUGAUGAUAAAUGUUUUAGUUAAUGCUUUAGUUAGAUUAUGGUUUAUAUAGUCUAUAUCAUCUAAUUUUUAGACGUUUUAUCACAAAUGUUUGGUGGACGAAAAGCGGAUAGCUAAUCUAACACACGAUGAAACACGAGAUUUAUUUUGUGAAGAGCCUAAGGGAUUUCUGAAUGACGAGUUUCUUCUCCAUGUUUGGAGAAUUGUCUAUUGGAGCUCUCAAGUGCUUACCUGGUAAGUGUUACCUAAAUAUAUCUUAUGCGUUUAGGCUCGUUCUUCCGAUUAUGCAAAGCUACACUAAAGGAGGUAGUUUCACAACAAUGGGACGGUUAAAGUUUGCUUUAUACAAUAACAUGGUCUACUACACGAUCUACUUGGUCUUGUUUGUGGUUUUAUUGUUUUAUGCCAUUUCGAAAGGAGUGUCUAUGAAUCUGUAGGUUGAUAAAAAUGUUUACGCCUAUAUUUGUAAAGAUGUAUAGAUAAAAGCUACUUAUGUAGCUUUACAAUAUAACUGGAUCUUUGCAUCUCUAUCUUAUUUUACUGUUUGAUAAAGUAAAUUCGUUUAAUGCUUUUUAGAGAUCACUUGAAAGUGUUGAUAAUCUCAGCGUCGAACACAUGGGGUUUCUUGUUUUUGGUUGUUUUACUGGGUUACGGGCUGGUAGAAGUGCCACGAAAACUUUGGGAAAGUGGUUUUAAGGGUAAGUUGUUUGUAUUUUAAUGUUUUGUUACCUAAUUUUACCCUAUAAUUUGAAAUAUUUUAGUGCGACGUUUGCAAAGAACGUAUUUUGAUGUGGAGAAGCUGGCGUCAGAAAAAAGCGAGGCUGAAGAAACUGCCAGACAGUUGUACAGGUAAGGAGAUGUUAUUAUCUGUACAAAUUGGUUUUUGCUAUUGAGCUACAUAUGUUAAUGUAAUGAAUUUAACUACGUGUUGGUUUUAUACCAAAUUAAAAAUGGUUUAAAAAACAAUAUUGUAAGUUAUCUUUUAGUGAAUGCCGAGAAGUGUUGAACGUGUUGAAGAAUGAACGCGGAAAAGCUCGUGAGCGGAUUCAAGAAGUCAUCAGGCAGUUCCCAGAAGACAUUGUGACGAAAGUAGCCAACUCUCGUCAAGUCGCGUUCUCAUCGCCUAAUUUGAGGAACGUCGAUGCGGCUUCAGCAAGUGAAGAGGCUUUUUUGGUAAGACAAAUUUUAUAACUUUAAGUUUUACACUGUGAUUUACUUUUGUUUUACUAGGAAUGAAUUCAGUAAUGUUGUCUCAUAUAAGAAGUUGCCUGUUUUUCUUUAUUUUUAUUAUGUCUUUUCAUGCAGAAGCAUUACAAUCUAUAGUAGGUUUAGAUAUAAAAUUUAAGAUAGGUUUAGUUUUCAUCGAUUAUGUUCUUGAUAUGUUGAUAUACUUGCUUUGACUUCUUUGCCCAGCCAUCCUGUUGAUCACGGGCGUCAAAGUUAUCGACUGAAUGGAAGUUGUGGUGAUUUCUCCACAGUUUUUCGUAUUUUUGGUUAAUUUCAGCAGCUUCGUCAUAGUUUUCUCGUCGAUACGGGUUGUUUACUGUAGAGUAGAAUUCUCUACAAGUUAAUUACGUUUGCGUGUUGGGUUUACUUUGUAAUUUUUUUUGGUUGUUUAUAUAGCAAAGACCUUUGCAAUGAUUAUGAAAGCUUACUUUGGGGCCGUGUGCAUUUGAAUAACAAUAUGAUAACGUUCUAAUAGCUGUUUUUCAUCAGUUUGUAGCUCUUCGAGGAUCUUGUUCCAGGUGUCUUCUCCAGGAGUGUAAGCCUUUGGAUCCAUACCACCUCUGUCACAGAUUAUCAGGGUAUGGCGAGCAGUCUAAGGUAGCAUUACUUGAUUGACAACCAGUAGAAUUGACAUAAAUUUUAUGUGAUAUUAGGUUUUUUAAAUAAUUCUGUGCUCCCUCUCAAAGCAAAUUUUCAAGGUUAGGGACACAGAAUUAUUUGAACGACUUAAUACUUCUGUAGAAGCUUCUGGACUAUUUGCAGUAAGUAGUUAUUCUUACCUCAUGAUCAGCAAUAUUGUCAUACACGCUUUCCAAUUGUUGUAUCGUUUUGAGAACGUCCUUCUGCCAUUGGUAUAUUUGGUUCUCGUUCAAAGUGUGCCUUUCAACUCGCCCUGUGUAAAGGAAACUAGACGCUUCGCUUACUGUGAAUACCUAGAAGUGAAUAUUGGUAUGGUUUUCUAGAUAAAUUUGAGUUCUAGACCGAUAUUAUUAGAUUGGGAUAAUUAAGGCACGAUUUGAAUGAUUAUUUUAGUGAUAAGAACUUACUUGCCAUUUUGAAUUGUAGUUUUCCUUUAUUUUGGCAGCGAUUUCACUCAUUGCCGUUGUUUUUCCUAAAGGCACUUCAAUUUUAGUUUAAACAUUAAAGUUGCAGUUAUUUUUGACUGUUUAGUAUAAUAUCAUAUUAUAAAAUGUAAAAUUAAACCCACUCACCAGCACAUGGCCCUCCAGUCAGUACCACCUUGCACUUCUUUUUGCUAUGUUUGUUCAGCGAAUAGGUAGACAUCGCAAGUGUUUAAUGCGAGGGAAACGUUUCUUGUCAGUCAUCGCUUAUCAACAAAGCGACAGUUUUGUUUAAAGGUCUUCUGAUUUCAGGUCAGAUUAAACAAGAGAACCAACUUGGCGGUUCAGAACUUCAGACGGACGCAGGCCCAGUGGAAGGCCCUGAUCGAUCAUGCCGUCUACCUGGAGGAUGUGAUUGUAGCUGAGGAGCGGAGACAGCUCCCAGAAUGGGACAGAGACAAGUUUGCAAAACAGUAUGUAAAUGAGAGAGUAUUACUGUACUGGCAUACUCAAGGAAAGGAGUUGGCCAUUAGGGGCUUGGCAGUGGUCUGUCUGGCCAUGACUAUGUUGAUCAUGUGGAGUGAAUGCACAUUCUUUAUUGUAAAGCCUCAGUUAUCGUUGGCAGCGAGCAUCAUACACACAAUGGCAUUGGGAUAUCAUUACAAGUAUAUUCAGGUACAGACACAUACAAUUUAAAGCUUGAAAAAAGAAAAAUUAAAGAUAAGAAACAGUAAAAGUAGCUAUAACAAUGUGAAUAUUAACAAAAAACACAUAAAGCAGCAACAUAAUUUACAAUAAGCAGUAAUACAUACUUUUUAUUUUUAAUUUGGUUUUGCAGAUCACUGCAGUAGUGCUGAUAUUGUACUUGGGACUGUGCGCCUAUUACACGGUGUUUCAUCUCAAAAUCUACAAGUACUAUCACUUGGACCCACAUCAAAUGACAGACCCUAAUAGUAUGGUGUUUAGUGCAAUGUAAGUUGUAAGAAUAGUGUAGCAAUUUAAAUGCAGGUUGUUAUCUCGACUCACCCCGCCACUGUGUCUCAACUUCUUGGGUAUGAUUCACCUCGAUACUCAUAUCACGGCUCGUACCGACUUUGGAGUAGAAACACAGUUUACUAGGGUAUGUUUGGAGAUAUACUUGGUUUCGUAUUGAUUAUCUUGACUGUGUAACUUUCUUAUAAUUUAUUGAUUGUUACAUUUAACGUUUCUUUUUUAACAUACGAUGUUCAGCUGAUGGGCCAUCUUGAUGUCAUUCCAAUAUUGGCGUCAGGAGUCAACAUUUAUCUGCCAGUUCUGAUCGUCAUACUUGCUGUGAGUACGUGGAUGAAGUUGGGUACACGAGCGAUGCAUGCAAUUGGGAUCGACCAGUUUAUGGAAGACGAAAUGACUUCUGAUAUUGUUCAAAGCGGCAAAGCCUUGGUGUCUUUGGAGCGACGAUCUGACAAGUACCGAGAUACGAAGGCAACACCACGACGCAGAGAGGAGAAUGUGUUCAGGAAUAAAGCUUUUAGUACGUUUUUAUUUAGUUUACUAUAAUAUUCAUAUCAUAUUUGUUGAAACCAUUUGUUUUACUAUUAUUUACGUUGAUUGUAAUAUAUCACAAAUCUCAACAUUAUUAAAGGUUUUACUGUGUCUUUGAGUCUUUGGUUACUGGGACUUGGAUGGAGAUCAAUCUAAUGAUGCGAUUUUCAGAUCAAGAAUCCGAAGACAGAUUGCCAUUAGUCGAGAACGGCGACGAACAACUCUUUGAUCAGCCUUAUCAACCGGUCGAUUUGUUUGCCAUGCCCGAAGAAAGGCCCACAACACAUCCGAAUUCGAGUGACAUCUUCAAUGAUCUCUAA
Messenger RNA from Bursaphelenchus okinawaensis, 4310 nucleotides. The record is from the annotation of a GenBank genome assembly. Lineage: Eukaryota; Metazoa; Nematoda; Chromadorea; Rhabditida; Aphelenchoididae.